UCUCUCCGGUCCUCAGCGCCUCCAAAGGUGCAGGUGUACAGCCGCAACCCUGGAAAGCUGGAUGACCCCAAUGCAAACACCUUGAUCUGCCAUGUCAGUGGAUUCCACCCACCAGACAUCACCAUCACUCUCCUGAAGAACGGUCAGGAGAUUCAGGGUGCCAAGCAGACCGACCUGGCCUUUGAGUCUGGCUGGCAGUUCCACCUCACCAAGCAUGUGGCCUUCCAGCCUAAGACAGGGGACAAGUACAUCUGCAAGGUCAGGCACAUGAAGGAAGAAAAAGACUACAGCUGGGAACCCGAUAUGUGAGCUGGGAUGUAGAGGCUCUGGGUGACUGUUGAGUUAGUUGGUGAUCCGUUGUCAACAAACAACCUUCCUUGUGACAUCAGGACUAAACCCAGCGGAGAAGAGAUUAACAGCACCUUACAGAUAUCAAGAUGUGCUCACUGACUUGGUGUCUUUCUGUCAUUCCAAAUCAUCACAAUGGUUAACUAAUCACUGCUGAGUAUUGAAAUUGCCAGCUAGAAAGAUUUUUUCCAACUCAGAUAUUCUUUUUUCUUGCAGCUUGUACAGACUGUGUUUAAAUGUCAGAGUUCAUGUGUUCAAGAGCUUUGUUUUGGAAUGGAUAUGUAGUAUAACAUUGAGUGUGUUUACAUGCAGUUCACUAUCCCGAGUAUGAUCGGGAUAUUAAUUAUCCCAAAUUUGCGUUUGAACAUAGAAGCACCUUUUCCCGACUUAGUAUCCCGGAUAAGCCCGUACUCAGAACUUUCAGAAAUCUGGAUAUGCUAGGUGGAGUAUUCCGACAGAAGUCAGGAUACUGACGCAUGUAAACACCUUAUCCCGAAUACAGGGUCUUUCAAUAGAACGCUGUUGCUGGUAUCCAGGCUACAGGCAUUUGAAAAGAAUUCUAAAACGGCCAAGAAUGUAGACUGGGAUAUAACGCUCUGUGCUCAUAUAAACUCCUUAUCCCGAAUACAUAUUCGGGAUCUGCCUCAUAUUUGGGAUACUGAACUGCAUAUAAACGCACUCAGUGUAAGUUCUGUGUUUGCUUUAUCAAGACUGAUGCUUAACAUUUACUUUAUAUUUUAACUGGUGGGGGUGUUUCUUUCUGAAUGGCAGUUCAUGUGUAUCCCUAUUUGUCUUAGAUUUAACUGACAAUUGAUUUAGUUUAAAUAAGUAGCCUUCCCCCCUACAUUGACAUUUCUAGGACCCAUGUCAUUCUUCUCUUAAUGAGAGGAAAUAAAAUACAAUCAAUUUGGUUUUGCUGUAUAACAGUAUGUGGAAAAAAAAUCAAGCGAUGAAUGUCUGUUGAACUGCAAUAAAUGUGUUUCCCCUUUUUAUUUUU
This is a messenger RNA of Engraulis encrasicolus (European anchovy), 1345 nucleotides long. RefSeq names its product beta-2-microglobulin-like. The transcript has 3 exons. The annotation marks the transcript as partial. NCBI's taxonomy places the organism in Eukaryota, Metazoa, Chordata, Actinopteri, Clupeiformes, Engraulidae. The record is from RefSeq and is a predicted model, not a curated record.